AUGUCACUAUCAACGGCGCCCUCGCUUUCCAGUUUGCCUUCCCUCUCCGUCGGCGGCGCAAGUGAUGGGAGCUCCGUUGGCACCUCGAACCUCUCAUCUGCACUCUGCACGCCGGACGACACGAGCAUUCAGGACUAUUUCACUGAGCGUACCUUAACGAAGAAUUUUGGACAGCGUACGGUUCCACAAGUAGUUGAUGACGGGAGUCAGUUUGACGGCAUGGACGACGCCGAUGUUCCGAAGCCUAGAACCAGUUCCAUCUCGCGCGCUAUGUCAAGAGCGAAGAAACUCGCGGGAAUGACUCUGCGAAUGCGAAAAUCGCUGCGAAGGGAGGAAAUCCCGGCUGUAAUAAGGCUGGACGACAGCACGAUAUAUGCCGAUACCCACAACGAUCCCACCGAGGACUGUGCUACGAUAUCACCCUCCCGCUUGUCUAUAAUGGUUACGCAAGAUACAAUCAGCGAUACCUCAGAUGAUUACGACCCACUCGAUCAGUCCAGCACGAUUGGGCAAUUAGGAUCACCUGUGGUACUCAUGUCCCCUGCCAUGAGCGUAGAAGACCAGAUAUCAAACCCUAAGGUCAACAAUAGCCCUGAAGCUGAAGUUCUCCUCGACGAAGACAUGGAUGACGAGUCACAGUGUUUCCGGACGCACAGCCUACAGAUGGAUGACGACGACGUUGGUCUCCUCAGCUACCAUGUUGACGACAGCUAUGCCGGUUCCAUCUCUCUCAGCGGGUCGUGGACUAUCAACGCGGUUGUCAUUUUGUUGUCUCAGGUCGUGCUCUUCCUUCCAUGGUGCAUCGGCGUAGGCGGAACGAUCCUGUUCUCUCCUGCUCACCUCAGUAUUGUCGCUUCUGGGUCUGGCCACAUGCUCUCUGAGAAAGGCUCCCGGCGUUUUGCGUACUGGGCACACUGCGCGGAGGCUCAUAUCGUCAUUUUCCUGGGCUUUGUAGGUUCACUCGUCUACCUAAAUCCUUAUGCCGGAACCGCCCUUAUCGCCGCCGGCCUCGCGAGAUUUGUGUACGUGUGGCAUGACUUCCAGGUGGACCUAUCUGUGCCUUUAGGGGUGGAUGACCAGCAAAGCGUGUAUUUAGUUGUCACGAAGAUGUACCUACAAGACGGGGUAGCGUUGCGUAUCUUGGACUAG
Molecule: messenger RNA, 1149 nt
Organism: Fibroporia radiculosa
Lineage: Eukaryota; Fungi; Basidiomycota; Agaricomycetes; Polyporales; Fibroporiaceae
Exons: 5
Coding region: 1-1149 (382 amino acids)
Source: RefSeq, a predicted model, not a curated record